Molecule: messenger RNA, 2664 nt
Organism: Triplophysa dalaica
Lineage: Eukaryota; Metazoa; Chordata; Actinopteri; Cypriniformes; Nemacheilidae
Gene: prkra
Product: protein kinase, interferon-inducible double stranded RNA dependent activator
Exons: 8
Coding region: 163-1041 (292 amino acids)
Source: RefSeq, a predicted model, not a curated record
GAACGAUGAUGGCAGUUUCACCUUUAGCAGACACAGACAGGCGGGAGUUUAUCGCUGGGCUGCGCAGACCUGUCGGGGUUCGACGCGUCGCAUACUGUUAUCGGUCUGCGCAGUGCCGUGUGAAGUCGAACAGCGCUCGUGAACCGUCGCGGUAAUCGCAGCAUGUCGUUGUGUUUCAGUGGCGGUUCGGCUCCUCGUUGCUUUGGGUGUGCAGAUAAAACUCCCGUCCAGAUCCUUCACGAGUACGGCGUCAGGACAGGGAGCGCGCCGGAGUACGCGCUGAUGGGGUCUGACGGGGACGCGCAUCAGCCCUGCUUCAGCUUCAGUGUCACCAUCGGAGAGAUUAGCUGCAAAGGUCAAGGAUCAACUAAAAAGGCUGCGAAACAUGAAGCGGCCCAAGCUGCCUUACAAGUAUUGAAACUGGACUUCCAGCCUAAUGACGACCGAGAUAAAAAUGGGAUUUCUCCUGAAAAAUGGGACGCGGCAAACCCUGUGGGAAUCCUGCAGGAGCUGGCGAUGCUGAGAGGCUGGUGUCUGCCGGAGUAUGUGACGUGUAUGGAGACAGGACCUGAUCACAUGAAAGAGUUCUCAGUUGUCUGUCGUUUAGAAGGACUGGAGGAGACGGGGACCGGCAGCUCCAAAAAGACGGCCAGACGAGUGGCGGCCGAGCGCAUGCUGGAGAAACUCCAGAGUUUGUCUGGGUCUCUAGAGAUCACAUGGAGUCCUCCACCGCGUGUGAAUGUAGAGGACGUGCGACACUCGACGGGCGAGAAGAUUUCACUCCUGAAGAGAUCUCCUCUCAGCAUCCCAAACACGGACUACAUUCAGAUGCUACUGGACCUGUCGCUGGAGCUGGGCUUUCAGGUCACAUACAUGGACAUCGAUGAGCUGACAGUGAACGGUCAGUACCAGUGUUUAGUGGAGAUGUCCACCAGGCCGGUGACGGUGUGCCACGGAUCAGGAAUGACCAGCGGUAAUGCCCAAAACUCUGCGGCACAUAGCGCCCUGCAGUACAUCAAGAUGAUCGUGUGUAAACACUGAGGACAGAUCUGGGAUCAGCGUGAAGGAUGAUGUCUGCUCUGAGAGUAGACAGAGUCCGGUUUCACACAGACGAUCUGUCGCAGGUCUUUACUGUGUACAAAACAGUAUUUUUAUUCAGUAACCACCACACAGAGUCAUUCAAAGGAUCAACUUCUUGUCACUUUAUUAAAAGCGUAAUGCAAACAGACGUGCAGGUCGACAGAAAGCUGAAAUGAGAAAGUCUUGUGCUCGUUGUGAAUCUGUAAUCUGUUACUGACCUGAAGCUUACAUGAGCUGUGUGACACUGACACGAAGCAUCUACUGCUACACUUUUAAUAAACAUAGCUGUGUUUAGGUCAGCUUAUACCACAAGACUUUUAGCUUUUGUUUUAGCAAACUAGUUUGGCCAACCGACACUGGACAAAUCAGCUGUGAGGGAACGAAGAUCCUUCCACCAUGUCACUUCAUAAAGUGUGUUUGUAAAUGCAUCACUGUAUUUAUUUUUUAUAGUGGAUAUUGUUUGUGAAAUGUUUCUCAUUGUUUUUCUGUGAAGGUUAUAUUAUGCUCUCGGUGUGAGCGUCACAUCUUUGUGCACGAGCUCCAGGGUCAGUCAUGAAGGAUCAGAUUCUGAGUCGAGCGAGAGGCUUCAGAGCUCCCGUUACAUUCAUGCAUUUGUCACCUGUUGUUGUUAGCUUACUGAUUCAGACCGCGCAAACAUCAUGAAUUAUUGUUUUUAUUUGUUUGUAGUGGCACUUUGUUUUUAAAUGAAAUAAUUAAACAAGUUUACCAUUACGCUUGUUCCCAUUAUCGUGCUGUCAGACAGCAAUCUAUACAGUCUUUAGUAUUUAUUUUAUGUAAUACUCCUCACUAAUGCUAAAUUUACAAUACUUGAUAUUUAAUGAUAAACUUACAUCACAUGACCGGAGUUUGAGUUUACAUUGUUACAUUAUGCCAGUAGUAUUUUCUCUGCUUAUAGCAUUCCUCUUUUGUGUGAUAUUGAUCACAAAAUUAGUCUCCAACAAAUUAAAUUUCCUAAAUCACAACUAAUAAGCUCUCCCUAAAGCUCCAUAAAAGUUUGCUCUGUAACUUUUAAUCAAAGUGACUGAGUGCAGCUGUGACACGGCAGAGGAGAUCUGGUCCUCCCGGCUGAGUCUGGUUUCUGUUAAUUUAUUUCUCAUUGGAGUUUGGGUUCCUCCCCACGGGGCCGUGUUGGCUUGCUCACUGGGAGACUGCUGAUUUUAGAUAUUAUUGAUCAGAAUGAUCUCACUUGUUCUAUUAACACCAUACGCUGUGUUUAUACCUUUUCUUUUUUUCCUGUAAAGCUGCUUUGGAACAAUGCACAUAGUGAAAAACGCUAUAUAAGGAAAAUUGAAUGUCACUUGCUAUAAACGCUUUACCUAAUCUAUAUUUGCUCAGUUCUUUACCUAAUGUUUCUUGAUUGCAGACUUGGUUUUAGUAUUUAUUUUGAGUUUUUUUUUUGCUUAAGUUCAGUUCUAGUAAAUGUGGAAAAUCACUUACCGUGAAAAGAAACUGUAUGAAACUAAAGUUACAAAGUGUUUCAGUCCUGUGGAUUUUCAUUUCCUCCAUUUAGUAGCACAGAUGCUAGUCAAAUAAACUUUGUACAUUAUUUUAGUAGUACAAUGA